GGGCGUGGGGGAAGCCGUGUCCAAGGCGUUUCAGGGCGCGCUGGCAGCGGUCUCAGGUCUGUCGGGCGAGAAGCGGGAGGAUGCGCUGCGCAUGGACCAGCUGCAGGGCAUGGUUCCGCUUCUCUCGCAGAACCUCGGGCUGCCAGAAGAUGUAUUCCAGGGAGUCGUGGAGCACGCGCCGAAGUUCGAUUUCGAUAACAAUGGGAUGAUGGACGAACACGAGGUGAAGCGGAUGUGCAAGGCACUGAUGAUAGAAAAACUGAUUCAGCUGGGCGGGGGAUCGGAGAGUCCGCCCGAGAAGACGCCAGAGCAGGCAGGAUACGUUAUCCAUAAAGAGAUAGGGCGUGGGGCGCAGGGUGUGAUGUACUUGUGCCAGAAGGGACGAGACCACCUCUGUGCCAAGAAAGUCAACAAGGGUUUCUUGAGUAAGUACGACGUCGAGGUGGUCUUGAGCGAGUUUACGACGAUGCGCCGCUUUCGCCACGAUAACGUGGCGAGGACCCACGACAUUUUUCAAGACCAAGGGGCCUAUUACAUUAUCAACGAACUUUAUAGCGGGCAAGACUUUACCAAGCUUGGGUCCAACGCUCAUAAUGCUGGGCAGAAGAUGAGCGAAUCAUGGUGGCGGGAGAUUUUCAGACAGUGUUUGGAAGGCGUCGAUCAUUUGCACGAUAAGGGAUCGUUACACUGUGACAUCAAGGAGCCAAAUAUUAUGGUUGCAAAUUUUGAUUCUUUUGCAAGACCCCGUCCUGUGUUGAUCGAUUUUGGGUUGGCCCUGCGUCUCGUCAACGCUACGGGUAGCGGUGGAACGCCUGGCUAUAUACCGCCAGAGACGUACGAGGAGGAGAAGUGGUAUCCCCGCGGAGACGUCUUCAGCCUCGGUAUCGUGUUUUUCCAGUUGAUGGUUGGACAGGUGCCGAUUCUGGUAGGUGGAAGGACCUUAAAAAAAGCUGGUGUGCUUAUGAGCGACAGCAGCCCCUACAAUGCUGCCAAGAAUCAGGCUUUGCCUUGGGAGCGGUUUCCUGCCAUGCCCAAGCUGAAGGACCUCACGAACAUGAUGACGCUGCGGGUUCGCGAACAGAGGCCGCGCCCGAGAGAGGCGCUGCGCCACCCGUGGUUCGCCUCGAGGGAGGACGCGCCGCUGCCGGAGGCCUCGCUGCGGGGCCUCCUGGAGUGCGCCGAGACGCCUGGCGAGGUGCACGUCAAGGACUUCCUGGGGAUCUCUCAAGCUGCCGUGGCGGGCGCCAGCUUCGGCAAGAGCGCGCCCAGCUGUGCCGGGGCGACGACGCCCGCCCUUGCGGCCGCGUCACCGUCGAGCCCGCCGAGCGGCACCUGGGGUUCGUCCACCCGCGCAGCUGCGUCGGGCACGCCGAGCGGCAGUUGGGUGAUGCCGGCAGCGCCUGCCGCGUCAUCGUCGAGCGCGCCGAGCAGCCCUUGGGGACAGCUGGCCUCGCCGACCGCGUCGUUGUCGAGCGCGCCUGGCAGGACCUGGGCAACGCCAGAUCGCCCAGCUGCAUCACUGCUGGGCGCGCCUGGCGGCACCCGGGCGACGGCUGCAGCGCCGGCUGCUUCGUCGUCGAGCGCGCCGAGCGGCACUUGGAGGGCGUCGACCGGCCCUGCUGCGACGUUUUCGAGCUCGCCGAGCGGCAGCUGGGGGAAGCCGACAGCGCCGACUGCAUCAGCGUCGAGCGCGCAUAGCUGGGGGGCGCCGACAGCUUCAGCUGCGUCUUUCUCGAGCGCGCCGGGCGGCGCGUGGGGAGCCUCGACCCGCCCGGCUGCGUCGUGGUCGGGGGCGCCGAGCUGCAGUUGGGGGAUGCCGUCAGUGCCGGCUGCGUCAACGUCGAGCGCGCCUAGCUGGGGGCCGCGGGCAGGAAAUCAGAUUGGGGGCCCAGGUGGCGCCACCUUCUACGAUAUUGGCUCGCAGCUCUGCGAGGAGAUGGUGGGCCAGCUCGCCACCGAGCACGCCGCCGAGAUCGACGCGCUCUACGAGAAUGUGAUGGCCAUGCGGGCCGAGCUGGAAAGGUGCCAGGAGUUGAUGAUGGGCUUUGCCGACCGGGAGAAGGGGAUCACCGAGCUGAUGAACCAGAUCCAGCAGCAGGCCCUGCAGGCGACGAUGCAGCAGGCCUUCAACGAGACGAAGGUCGAGAAGGAUACGGAGGACGAGGUUCAGAGGAUCAGACGCCUUCUCGAGUCGCCCGCCGUGCGGCCCCCGUCGGUGACUCCCCACCUGGAACAGGUGGUGCAGAUGCCUUUCGGCACUCGCUGA
Molecule: messenger RNA, 2266 nt
Organism: Prorocentrum cordatum
Lineage: Eukaryota; Dinophyceae; Prorocentrales; Prorocentraceae
Source: the annotation of a GenBank genome assembly